Naegleria lovaniensis is the source of this 2349-nucleotide messenger RNA. RefSeq lists its product as uncharacterized. Gene Ontology annotation, biological process: rRNA processing. Lineage: Eukaryota; Heterolobosea; Eutetramitea; Acrasida; Naegleriidae. Gene Ontology annotation, molecular function: RNA binding. The transcript is spliced from 4 exons. Bases 1 to 2349 code for a protein of 782 amino acids. The record is from RefSeq and is a predicted model, not a curated record. Gene Ontology annotation, cellular component: nucleus.
AUGUCUCAACAAAGGCAAUUGCUCGAUAAAAUUAAGAGGAAGAAAUCCUCGGAUCAUCAACCUCGGAAUUUCAAAAACAAGAACGAAACCACAAAUGAAACUUCUUUCGGAGAUGUGGAUCCUCGUUUUGCCAUGAUGCAUAAUGAUCCCAAAUUCUUACCCGUUGAAAAAAGGACAGUGAUUAAUGAUCCACGUCUCUAUGAAAUUUUAGAUCCAUCCUUUACCAUGCUGAAAAAGUCUAGAGAUGCAUCAGGAAGAUUUAGAGAGCAAGCUAUCAAGAACACUCUCAAAGAUAUUUAUAAUUUUGAAAAGGAUCCGAUGGCUCUUAGAGUAGCUAAAUUGAAGCAAGCUAAAAAGGAAAUGGAAGAAGAAGAGGGUAAAGAGGACCAUGACAGCGAUUAUGACAGCGAUGAUUCCAUUGAAGGAGCCAAAGAAAUGCUCGGAAAGAACAAUUCCGACAACAAUUCUUCAUCCAGGAUCACUAAGGAAGAUAUCUUGGCUAGUGAUGAUGAGGAUGAAAAAGAAGAGGAUGAAGAAAUCAGUUUUGAUAAAUUUUUGGAAUCUCUAGAAGGAAGACCAGAAUUAGAAAAUGUUGAAUGGAAUGAAGAAUGGGAUGAUCCCUAUGAUUUUGAUGAUGAAGAUGCUACCAUUUUGAGAGCAGUGGGAACGAGUGUAGAUGAAGCAGAACCUGAAAUUUUGCAAGAGCAACAAGACUUGUGGGAUAAAUAUGUCGAAGACCAAAAGGAUAUUAAAAUGAUUGAAGAUGGCAAUGAAACAAAGAGAUUUGCAGUGAUGAAUUGCGAUUGGAAUCUUGUAGACAGUUCAGAUCUCUAUGUUUUAUUUUCUUCAAUGGCACCAAGCUCUGGAAGAGUAAUCUCAGUAACAGUUUAUUUAUCAGACUUUGGUAAACAACAACUCGAAUAUGAGGCUAUUCAUGGACCUGGAAGCUUGCACUACACAGAAGAAGAAAAACAAAAGGAAGAAGAGCUCAAGAAAAAAAUUAAAGAAGCAAAGGAAGACAAUAGAAAAAAUCGUCUCGUGAAAAGAAGAGGCAAAAAGAAUAGUGAAGAUGUCAAACUAACUCAAACUGUAGAAGAAGCUGAGGGAGAUACAUCCAUGUUAGAUCCAGUGAAGGUUAGAGAAUAUGAAUUGAGAAAGAUGAAAUACUAUUUUGCAGUGGUUGAAUGUGACAGCGUUCAAACAGCUGUAUAUUUAUACAACGAAUGUGAUGGCUUUGAAUUUGAAUCCACCUCUGUCGUUUUGGAUUUAAGAUUUAUUCCUGAUGAUAUUUCGUUUGAAAAAAGACAAGUCAAAAAUCAAUGCACAUCCAUGCCAGCAGAUUAUACACCAAAGCAAAAUAUAUAUUCUAAAGCAUUGAAAUCUUCUUCAAUUGAUUUAACAUGGGAUGCUGACGAUCCAGAAAGAGAAAUUCUUAAGAAAGACUUUAAAGAUAUUAAUGAGGAGGCCCUUAUGAAAUUUAUUGCCAACUCAGAUGACGAGUCGAGCUCUUCUUCCUCUGAAGAAGAAAAUGAUGAAGAAACUCCAAAAGAUAUUAAAGAAGAUGAAGAAGACAAGCGUAGAAGAAAACAGGAAAAGAGGGAAAAGAAAAAAGAACAAAAGAAGAAAUACAAAGAUUUAUUAAAAUAUGCCAUGAAGAAAGAAAAAGAAAAGGAGCAACUAUUAAAUGGUGACGCUUCUCAAAAUAUGGAAUUCGUUUUGCACGAGGGCUUGAAAGAUACUAUUCAAAAGGAAGUGGUCAACAAACAGAAAGAAAAAGAGAAAGUUGAAAAUGAGACAUGGUGGGAAACCGCAGAAAGAAGAAGAAAGGAAAAGAAAAAACAACAAAGAAAAGAGCGUUUGAAGAAAAUCUUGAAUUCUGAUGGUACCACUCCUGGAGAAGAUGAAGAUGGGGAGUCUAUCGAUGAGGAUGACUUGUUGGCUGAACAAAAGUUGAAGGAGAGAGAAAAGGAACGACAAAAGAAAAAGGAAGAAGAGGAAGAAAAGAGAAAACAAACUUUGGAAAUUAUCAUGGCUGAUUACAAUGCAGAAAAAGGAUUCGAUAUUAAGCGUGACACAGAUAAGGAACGAUCAAGACGAAGAAACAAAAAUCCAACUUCUUCAAAGAAGGGUACCAAAGCUGAAGAAGCUCCCUUAAUCAUUGGAGAUGAAAGAUUUGGUGAUGUUUUACUUGAUCCUGACUUCCAUCUUGACCAAACUCACCCUAAAUAUAAGAAAACAGAGAUUACAGCAAAGAUCAUGGAAAAAAGAAGGGAAGAAAGUUUAAAAAGACAAGAAAAGGAGGAAUCAUUUUAUGCCAACCAGCUCAAAUCCAAGAAACGAAAGCUGUAA